CCUCUUUUUACACAAAUCGAAAGCAUUUCUCUGCUCAUACGCUUUAGCUAGCUAGUUAGCCUUUUUAGCAUCUGUGUUACACAAUUGUGUCUUUAGGUCAAACCAGAAUCAGCGUAUCGAGAAGAAGGAACUAGCAAGCUAGCUAGCUUCUUCAACAGCCAUGGGUGUGCAAGUCAAAGUCGAAUACUGCGGUGGAUGAGGGUACGAGCCCCGCUAUCAGGAGCUCGCGCGGGUUGUAACCGCGGAGUUCACUGAAGCGGAGGUGUCAGGCUUCGUAGGAAGGCAAGGCAGUUUUGAGAUUGAGAUCAAUGGGAAAGUAGUCUUCUCCAAGCUUGAAACUAGCGGCUUCCCAUAUGAAGAUGACGUCAUGGACGCUAUCCAGAAAGCCCAUGAUGGCAAGCCAGUGGAGAAGAUCACCAAGAGCCGCCCACCUUGUGUCAUCCUGUAGAUCUCCUCUCCCUCUAUCCUCCAACCCUGCCCUCUCCUGACAGCAGCAUGCUGAAGACAGGACGGUGCACUCCCAUCACUGCCACUGUCAUCACUCACUCAGCCUUUGCACUAACCGGGCAUGAGGGUGACACACAACUCUCUGUUGAAACUACACUAGCAGAGUUGGACUAAGACCACUGAAGCCGCUGUCUUUGAUUUAGAGUACAACCUGUGGUAAGGUUUUGUUGUGCCUUCUCUCUCCCCUCUCUCUCUGCUCCCAUUGCAGUGUUCCAGGACGUAUAUGAUUACUGUAGCCCAAAGCUGAAAGGUUGAUAGUAUGAUAACCCCAGUCCUGGUAGCUCCUAUGUUAUGGGAUCAGAGAAAGGGAGGAGACCGUAAGAUGGAGGGGCAAACAGGUUGGGGGGAACACCCUGUUAUAUUCCAAAAGCCUCAUUGCCUGGCAGACAGUUACUGCCUGAUUGUUGUAAUUCCUCUCAAGAAGGGAAGGAGCUAAAUUAUUUUCAGCCCUCUGUGGAAAUAAUUAUAUCAACAAGCUCUAAGCGUCAUAAGCCCUGUUUCACAACUUGUAUCCUGUACCCUACUAUGCUGAUGAACGUGCUGCUUAAACCUGUCACUGUCAAUGCAAUGUUUGUCAAUUGAUUUAAUAAGAUGUGUUCUAAAGUCUAUGAAAUGGAGACACUUUAAACUAGGUCGAAACUUAGCCUUUUUACAGGGUUUUUUGUGUGUCAGUUCUGUCAUUACAACUUUUGUUUAUUUUUAAAACUAAUGUAUAUCUAUGUCGGAACUUGGAUGUAAUAUAUAUUAUUAUUUUUUGUCCAUCUUAUAGCUAAUCUGUCUGGAGCAUUCCAGGCAGUGUCUUUAACAGUGAACUAGGUUUCUCUUUAGCCGAAAUGUGAGAAACACCAUAGUAGCCAAACCUCUUGUGAAUUCGCAAUUGUAUACUGCCACUGAAUCAUAGAUAAUGCAUUUUCAUUGACUCUGUGGCUUUUAUAUAUGAUCAGCUUUACUAUUAGUAGAGCUGACCUUGCAAGUAGAUAAAUCCUUAGUUGUUUUGAAGGCCAUCUCUCACUGGUCUGUCUAUCACUAACGACACCUCAUCAGCAUCUGUUUAUGCGUACAGUUUAUUGAAUAUCAUCUCUGAAUAUUUUUUUUCCCGUUGCCCAGGGCUGUCAAGUAUGAUACCCAUUGGGAGAACUUCUAUCACAAAAUAAAAUUAUGGAUUAUUUAACUGUAUAAAGAUGUUAGUAUUGUCUUUCUUAACGUGUCAUGUUCAAAAUGACUUAACAUAUGUUUUUUCUUCUCUUUGUUUCACUUCAGUAAUAACUACUCAACUCCAUAAGAAUGGAAGAACAAUUGAAUUCUAAAGUGCUAUGUAACAACAUACUAACAUGUUAUUAUUAGAGUAUUGACUCAUUCACAGGUCUGAACUGUUCUUACAGUACAUCCCCAUGGCAACAAAGCACCUCAGGUGUGUUACUCAGGUAAGUCUCAGUAAUUACUCUCUUGUUGAUGCUCACAUUCAGACAUCUAAUACCACUGUCAUGUGAUCAUUCUAUAGGGGGAACAGGUGUUUGUGUGCUGUUGGCUACACCCACGCUGUAAUGUCAACACAGCCAGCCAUGACAACCGCAGCAGGAAGAGAAGAGCCUUUGGAGCAAGAAGCAUCUUGUCAGCCAGGCAAAACACCUUUACAUCAGCGAAGCACAUUCAAGAAUAAAGGAGUGAUAAGAAAGUAUGAAAAUGUAUGCACUCACUAACUGGAAGUCGCUCUGGAUAAGAGCGUCUGCUAAAUGACUAAAAUGUAAAAUGUAAAAUGAUAAGAAGAAUCUGAGUCAAAAGCCAUGGGUGUGGUGCAGAUCAGAGUGGAAUACUGUGGCCAAUGAGGGUACGAGCCCCGCUACAAGAAACUUCAGCAGGCUGUCGCUGUGGGGUUUCCUGAGGCGGAGGUGUCAGGCUUUGUAGGACGAAAAGGUUGAACCUACAUAUUGUUUUGAAGAUACAGUUGAAGUCGGAGGUUUACAUACACUUAGGCAGCUUUGAGUUGGAGAUCAACAGGGUGCUGGUCUUCUCCAAGCUGGAAACAGGUGGCUUCCCCAUGUAAAAGGAUGUCAGGGACGCUCUCCAGAACACCUAUGAUGGCAAGCAAGUGGAGAAGUGGACCAGGAAUCGCCCACCUUGUGUCAUCCUGUAGAUCUCAAUUCCCUCCAUCAUCCAACCGUAAUCACUCAGACCAAUGCUGCUGUCUGUCACCACUCACACAGCAUAGACUCUUUCCUAUAUAGAUACCUUUUUGGUUGUUCCUUCUCUCUCCCCUCUCUCUCUGCUCCCAUUGUAGUGUUCCAGGACUUUAUAUGAUUACUGUAGCCCAAAGCUGAAAGGUUAUAGUAUGAUGACCCCAGUCCUGGCAGCUCCUAUGUUAUGGGAUCAGAGAAAGAGAGGAGAUGGAGGAGACUGGUUGGGUGGGACUUCCUUAUUCCGGACCUUCUAUGCCUAUCUGUUUACAGCACCAUCAUCAGCCAGACAAACGAUUAAUAUGAGCUGCUAAAGCCUGUUGUGUUAUUGUGUAUUGACCUCUCAUAUUGCAACUGAUGCUUUGAGAUUAGUUUUAUGUUAAGUAGAACUGGUCAGUUGAGUAGAUGAAUUGAUAGUUAUGGUUAUGAAGGCCACCACCCACUGGUCUGUCUGAUACACUAACGAGACAUCAGCCCAUGUUCUUCACAUUUGAAUUAUCAUUGCUGAAUACUGUUAAUGAUUGCUGAUGACAAUGUGUGAUACCAACUGGGAGGACUUCAAUUUCUAAAUAAAAUAAAAUGACAUUGUU
Messenger RNA from Coregonus clupeaformis (lake whitefish), 3271 nucleotides. Its product is annotated as migration and invasion enhancer 1. Lineage: Eukaryota; Metazoa; Chordata; Actinopteri; Salmoniformes; Salmonidae. The record is from RefSeq and is a predicted model, not a curated record. Gene Ontology annotation, biological process: positive regulation of filopodium assembly; negative regulation of apoptotic process. The transcript is spliced from 9 exons.